This is a messenger RNA of Triticum dicoccoides, 2295 nucleotides long. RefSeq names its product ubiquitin carboxyl-terminal hydrolase 21-like. Gene Ontology annotation, cellular component: nucleus; cytosol. The record is from RefSeq and is a predicted model, not a curated record. Bases 43 to 1911 code for a protein of 622 amino acids. NCBI's taxonomy places the organism in Eukaryota, Viridiplantae, Streptophyta, Magnoliopsida, Poales, Poaceae. Gene Ontology annotation, biological process: protein deubiquitination. The transcript is spliced from 13 exons. Gene Ontology annotation, molecular function: cysteine-type deubiquitinase activity.
GCGCACCACCCCUAACCCCCCGCAAAACCCUAGCUAACAUCCAUGGCUGCGGACGACGGCGAGCCCACCACCGUCGUCUCGCCAACGCCGCACCCGGAGGAGGAGCCUACCCUGUCCGCGGACGUCCUCUUCGAGCCAACGGCACUGUCGCUGCUGCCGCCGCCGCGGGAGGAGGAUAAGGAGGGGGAGGACCCGGAGGAAAAUCCUAUCGUCGCUCCAAUGCUGCCGUCGCAGCUGCAGGUGGAGAAGGAGGAGGACGAGCAGCUGGUGCCCGCCGCGGCGCUGCCCGAUCCGCUCGAAUCGGGCCCGGCUCCAUUCAAGGGACACGAGGAGACAUCGCAAGACAAAGAUCCCUUCCAGGUUCCCGGUCCAGCAAAUGAGGACAAGCCCUGUCAAGACCAAAAUCCCUUUCAGGUUUUGGGUCCAGCUCCAGCAAAUGAGAUAUAUGAGGAUGGUUACCCAAGUCAUGUAUACUCUGGCAACCCAUUUGGACCAUCUGUGCCGUAUACUCAGACUCUCUUGGAUUCUCUCAACGAAAACCUUGUACGAACUCGGUGUUGUUCGCGGUACAAACUGAUCCGUGCGAAGAACGACUUCCCCAUGGCUGCUUCGCUGAGUAAUCCUGAGAAUUGGACGUGUUUCCUCAAUUGCGUUCUUCAGUGCGUGGUUCACUUAGUGCCGUUUGUAUUGAAACUUCUGAAGCAUCCUCAUCUAGGUGACUGUCCUUCUGAUGAAUUCUGCUGCUACUGUUUCAUUCGACACCAUGCUUCUGAAGUUAUCAGACAUUCGGGAAAUGUGCUAUAUCCCAGAAAGUUCAUCAAACGCCUGAAGUUAAUAUUUCGAGGUUUCAAGCGGGGACAACACCAAGAUGCACAUGAGUUCCUCCGCUGCUUGCUUGAUAAAUUAGACAUGGUAACUGUCACUCCCAGUUCUAAAUCCAAGGAACCCUCUUCUAUUGUCAAUGAAUUUUUUGGGGGCGAACAGAAGAGCCAGUUAAAUUGCCCAAAUUGCGGUCGUUUCUCAGACCGUUUGGAGUCUUUCCUUGACCUUAACCUGGAGGUGAAUCAGAUGGGGAAUAUCACAGACUUACUAUCAGCUUUUACAAGAAUUGAGGUGAUUGAAGAUUAUCUUUGUGAUGGAUGCAAAACUCGUGUGAACAUGGAAAAGUGCCUGAAGGUGGAGCGGGCUCCAAAAGUUCUUGUAAUCCAGCUCAAACGGUUUCAAAAUUUUGGGGGGGAUAUAUCUAAAAUUGAUCACAUGGUGAAUUACCCGUUUGAGCUGGACUUAAAGCCUUUCAUGAGCUGCACGGAUGAUGAACCUCAUACAUAUGAUCUGUACGGAAUUGUGCAGCAUUUUGGUGAAACUGCCAGAGGUCACUACGUGUGUUAUGUCCGUUCAUCUGAAAUUGAUUGGUUUCUUCUAAACGAUGAUAAGGUUGUGAAAAUGAGCCAGGACAAACUUCUACAGAUGGAAGCAUAUAUGCUGUUCUACGUCAAGAAGGGUGAAUCCUCAUGGUUCUCUACAUUACAUCAGAACAAGGAAAUGCUGCUGUCAGAUUAUUUUGGAGAAUUGGCGGGCAAAGGAUUAGAUGAAGAUGGUGCCUCGAAAUCUGGCAGCUACACUAGCAGUGAGAGUGACAAUGAGUGUAUCGAACAACAUGAUGCAGGCUCCCAUGGAGGGUCAUCACAAGAGAAUGGGAGAAGCUGCAACUUACUCCAGUCAUCAUCACAUAAAAAUGAAGACGACUACUGCUGUCCUGAAAACUUGACAUCGCAUGAAGAAGACGAGAAGAUGGGCUUAUGUGAUUCUCCUGCUGGCACUUCAAGGAUCAGACUGAUAGGCUCCAACUCCGACCGCAUUGUUAAUGGUAAUAUGUUCCUUAAGCUUUCAGCGCAAGAAAAGGGAUGGUGAAGCGGCGACCAGAGCAAGGAAACGGAUGAGAACCUAGUCUGCAGAUGAGUGCAAAGAAGAUGAGUGGCGGCACAAAGAAGACUGAGGGAGAGGGCCAGGAGAAAGCUGAGGCAGAAGGGAACAGCGAAUCAUCUAUAUAAUCUGCUUAAGUGCGUAGCUAAUUACCGUAAGCAAGGUGUUUAGUAGUGCAGAAAUAGACCAGUGACAGUGCAUUUUUGGGCACUUGUAGCAAAGAUUUCCACCUGAGCCCUGCUGCCAACAUAGUUUGGUUUGAUGUAUUUGCUAGUAACUUCCAGCUUUACAUACUGCAAGGACAACCAUAUUGGUAUGAAAUGGUCAUCACAAAGCAAAGUCUUUUCUUUGGUAGCACAGGUCCCACGAAAG